AUGAAUGAAGACCAGGUGAAUGACAUAAUCCAGAGAUGGCGAGACACUCAGGAAGAAGAUCUGAAGCUUGAUGACUACCAGCUGUUCAAGAAUUUGGGAUCUGCAUGUCUCACUGAAGGCGACGGUGAACAACUCCUUCAAUUUGUCCAGGAUGAGAAAAACCAGGGGAUCUUGAAGUCUAUGGGUCAUGUUCUCUUGGCACCUCUUAUAAAUGAUGCAGUUAAAAAAAAGAAGAAUCUUAACCACUGCCAGGCUGCCAUCACACAUCUGAUUAAGACCUGCCGCCCAAAUCAUCUCCUGAACAGCUUACUUGAAGUAAUUGAAGACAUUGAUCCAGGAGCAAUUUCUGAGACCAUCUUAGCUCUGAUUCCACAUCUUCAAACAGUCCUGCUCCGCCUGGAUGAGAGGAAGGCAGCCGGCGUGGGAUUGGUUCUGUCGGCUCUACAGAAGCAGGUAUCCCGGCUGCCUGUGCCUUACACCCAGCAGCAGGUGGAGGCUGAUGAGCUGGGUCUGUGCCGCUGCUGCACCGCCUUGGCUGCAUUUAUGAAGCCUUUCACAGAGGAGGUGAAGAGGAAAGACAGAAACUGUGUCACCACAGCUGAAGACGAGGAGCUGAAGACGGAGAUUCUGAAGUUCUGCAUGAGGAGCCUGAGAGAACCUUUGCUUGAAGCCGAACUGAACCGAGACAGAAAAUCACCACUGUGGCUCUUUGCAGUCGAGAUAAUGGUCACUCUACCUGCCAUCACAGAGCCUCUUUCAGGGCUUCUGUUCUUCAGCUCUCAGAGGAAAAGCACCAUGAUGGACAGCAGUCAGACCAAUGAGUCAAAAGCAUGUCUGGCUUACCUGCUGUUUGUCCAGCUCAUAACCAUAGACAGCUUCCCAGCAGUGUUCAGUCCUGUAUUUGUUCUUCAGUGCAACAUGGAAUACAUCAAUCACCUGCUCAGUCGGAAAAAGGAGUCUUACUUGCUAAAAGGACUGGCACUGUUUUCAAAAAGCUUGGAGAAUAUACAGGACAACAGCCUUCCAGUGAGUCUACUGGAACAGAAGAGCGUCUAUAGUGUAUCACAGAACCUGCGGCAACUUCUCACUGACUGCCCAAUGCAGCAUCUGAGAGAAUCAGGACUAGAGAUCUUCCAGCUUUUCAUCAAUAAAUUAGAUGCCGAAGCGAAGCACAAGUUCUUUAGGUGCAUGUUAAAAACCAGCAGCCAUGCAGGAGUGGAAAGUUACAUAGUCAAGAACAUCAGGAACCAAAUAGAAUUUUCCAUGAAGCCAGGAAACGCCAAUAAGUGGUUCUUGGGAACAGAGCUUCUCCCACUGCUGGGACUGGUGCUAUGUUUACCACAAGGUGCUGAGACAGAUUUACUCAACAGUAUGGACAAGAUAAUGGAGAGUCUGAAUCUUCUACGCUAUGUCCUUAUCAGGGACAAAGAACUGAGAAGCAAUGCAGAUGUGUGGGAAGAGCUGUGCAGGAUCAAAGACGAAUACCUAAAAAUGCUGCGCGUGUGUAUCAGCAUAUCAAGAGCAUAUUACUCCUCUGAGCUGAAAGCACUGAAGGAGGAUCAAAAGCUAAAAGCAAAAGAAGCCAGAGAUGCUGCUAGAUCCAACAGAUUAGUCAAAAGCAUAACAGUAAAACAUGAGAAAGUGUCCAACAUGUCCCCAGAGGUCCAGAACCAGGUGUUGCAGAGUGCAUUGGUGACAUUUGACCUGAUGGAGAGUCUAAUAGUCCGUAUUGAGGAAAUCACAGAGGAAAAGCUGACCAAACUAAACUGAGGCCACUGUGUAACUUCACAUCACUGUGUAAUUUUUCUAAGCACAGUUUUUUUUUUUUUUUCAUUGUUUGAUUGAUUUAAGGAAAUCCUGUGCUGAACAAAGUGUGUAUUUUCUUAAGCCAGAACAGUUUAAAUUAAAGGUAAAAACAGAACAAACUGUGCUACUACUGAACCUCGAAACACAUCUUUUAUCUCUGCAUUUGUAUAUUCACCAAGUUCAGGCUUGUGCAGGUUUGCAUUAAAUAAAAGAGAACAUUGCUGGA
Molecule: messenger RNA, 2032 nt
Organism: Acanthochromis polyacanthus (spiny chromis)
Lineage: Eukaryota; Metazoa; Chordata; Actinopteri; Pomacentridae
Product: glomulin-like
Exons: 18
Coding region: 1-1770 (589 amino acids)
Cellular component (GO): cytoplasm
Molecular function (GO): ubiquitin-protein transferase inhibitor activity
Source: RefSeq, a predicted model, not a curated record